Molecule: messenger RNA, 849 nt
Organism: Salmo salar (Atlantic salmon)
Lineage: Eukaryota; Metazoa; Chordata; Actinopteri; Salmoniformes; Salmonidae
Gene: tmem174
Product: transmembrane protein 174
Source: RefSeq, a predicted model, not a curated record
AUGCGUUUCCUGACCGGGCAUGACGGGCCAGCAGCCUCGGUCUCAGCCGACAACACCGGCAGAGGAGACACGGCAGUAACUGCCGCUAAUGUUACCGGCACCUUUGACGAUCUCUCUCUGAAGGUGGUACCUAGCUCUAUCGGAUCCAUCCCUCCUUUGAGCCAGUUAGACAGCCACGUGUCGGUCUCAGACGGGGAAAAGAGGGUAGCCACCUUCCUGUUCUCUGGGAUAUUCCUGGAUCUGGUGGGCAUGACGUUCAUAGUCAUGGGCUGGCUUAAGUACGACGUCAGCCGCAGCUUCGACUGGACCCAGCUGCUCGACCCCAUCCUGCUGUCUGUAGGAGGCACCUUCAUCCUCAUCAGCGUCUGUAUGUUCAGGAUGCUCUCCUGCCAGGUGUGUAAGUCGAAGGACCAUGACGAAGAGUUUUCCGAGUCACUGGCGAUCCCAGGGUCCUGCCAAUCAAUUGUGUUCAACGGGAUCAAUCAGCCAAUAAUGUUUUACAGAGCCUCGGUAGUGCAGUAUAUCCAAGCUCCAUAUGAAUUUGUUACACAGGAAGUGAAUCCAUCCAAUGGGUUUCAGCCCAAUGGUGGCUCAGCCAAUGGGGUUCCCAGAACCUUGCCACCUCAAUACUUCACCGUGUGCCCAUUGGGUAACCCAGCGUUUAUAGGAGACAACAAAAGCCCUCCAAACAACGGGUCAGACUGCAGACAAGAUGGCAGACAUAGCAGGCUAACAGUGUGGACCGAGCACCCAGAUGAUGGAAAAGGAUCUGAAGCAGAUAACAGUUCUACUGAGCCUCGUUCACCUCCCCCAGCAUACAGAACCAUCUACACCUCUCUAACUGUCUGA